Paecilomyces variotii is the source of this 2049-nucleotide messenger RNA. RefSeq names its product putative glycosyl hydrolase. The coding region runs from base 1 to 2049 and encodes 682 amino acids. The transcript is spliced from 3 exons. Gene Ontology annotation, biological process: carbohydrate metabolic process. Lineage: Eukaryota; Fungi; Ascomycota; Eurotiomycetes; Eurotiales; Thermoascaceae. Gene Ontology annotation, molecular function: hydrolase activity, hydrolyzing O-glycosyl compounds. The record is from RefSeq and is a predicted model, not a curated record.
AUGGCAAAAGAAGCUGGAUACAGUGCCAUUGAGGACUAUGGCAUUAUCGGGGACAUGCACACAUGUGCUCUGGUUGGCAAGAAUGGCAGCCUGGAUUUCAUGUGCUGGCCCGUCUUUGAUUCGCCCUCAGUCUUCUGCCGUCUCCUGGAUAAGGACAAAGGCGGAUGGUUCUCUAUCAAUCCGGAUCCCAAGCUCACCCCAAUCGGGAAGCAGAGGUAUCUCCCUUACACCAACAUGCUCGAAACCCGUUGGAUCGACGAGACUGGGGUCAUCAACUUGUUAGACUAUUUCCCCGUCUCGUCCCACAAGUCGCCCCAGUCCGAUAAACAUCUCUCGGGGUACUGUCCCUGCAGAGAGGCAGGCGCCAAUCUUUUCAAAUCGGGUCUACGCCAUUCGGGCGUGAUCCGCAAAGUCGAAUGCGGCAGAGGAUCGAUGGACGUGGAAGCCGAGCUGUUCCCCGCGUUCAACUAUGCGCGCGACUCUCACAUCGCUCGCUGCAGCCUGAACGACGACGUCGCCAACCAUCGUCUCCAAACAAUCCAUUUUGAGAGCCCCUCGGAAAGGUUGCAAGUACAGAUCUUUAUCGACAGCAAGGAGCCUGGCCAGUCCGGUUUUCCCAAGGUCCACUUCGAGAUGCAGAACCGGCCUGGAAUAAACGGGCGCGGGCUCUCUGCCAAGUUCCAUAUCAGCGAAGGCCAGUCCAUCACGUUUGUCGUCCACAGUCCUGAGAAGGCCAUCCCGGGCGAGAACAUCGUGGGCCCUUACCUCAAUAGGCUGGAGCAAGAGACCUUUGACUACUGGACCGACUGGACCAGGAAGUGCACCUUCAGAGGUCACUACCGCGAACAGGUCGAGCGGAGUUUGCUCGUAUUGAAGCUGUUGACAUAUAGGCCUACAGGGGCUAUCGUAGCGGCACCAACUUUCUCACUGCCUGAAAAUAUAGGUGGUACCCGUAACUGGGAUUAUCGUUAUUCAUGGGUCCGUGAUACGUCUUUCACCCUGUACGUCUUCCUGAAGAUGGGCUACGAUGAGGAGGCGGAGUCCUAUAUUUCCUUCAUCUUCGAUCGGAUCUUUCCAUCAGAAAGCGCCCAGGUCCUGUUUGAAGGCCAUCGACCGUUUCUUCCAAUCAUGUUCACGAUCAGGGGCGAGUACGAAAUCCCCGAGGAAGAGCUCACUCACAUGGAGGGCUACAAAGGAAGCCGGCCGGUGAGAAUCGGUAACGCGGCAGCUUUCCACACCCAGCUUGAUAUCUAUGGCGAGCUUCUCGAUAGUAUCUAUCUGUAUAAUAAGCACGGAAAUCCGAUCUCUUACGAUCAAUGGUUGGCGGUCCGCCGCAUGGUCAACUACGUCGUGGACGUCCGCCAUGAGAAGGACAUGUCCAUCUGGGAAGUUCGUGGUAUGUCACAGAACUUCGUCUACUCCAAGGUCCUGUUAUGGGUCGCUCUGGAUCGUGCACUGCGCCUGGCUGAUAAGCGCUCCAGUCUUCCCUGCCCUGACCGGGGCGAGUGGCUGCGGGUUCGCGAUGAGCUGUACGAUGAGAUCAUGGAGAAAGGCUACAACAAGGAGGAAGGCUACUUCUGCCAGAGCUACGAGAACAAGGCCGUCCUGGACGCUGCGCUUUUGAUCAUGCCGCUCGUGUUCUUCCUGCCAGCUAAUGACAACCGCUUCCUGAGCACGUUGGAGAAAAUUUUGGCACCGCCGGAGAAGGGCGGUCUGACAAGUGCAAGAAUGGUGUUCAGAUAUGACCAUACUAAGGCCAACGAUGGCGUUGGCGGGCGAGAAGGUGCCUUCAUUAUGAUCACUUUCUGGGCCAUUGAGUGCAUGAUCCGCGCCGCAAAAUACCACUCCAGUAUCCCGAGUUAUGCAAACCUCCAAAAGACCGCUCUGGCACACUUCGACAAUGUUCUCUCUUUUGCCAAUCAUCUGGGCAUGUUCUCUGAAGAAGUGGCCGUCUCGGGAGAACAGAUGGGAAAUGCACCCCAAGCUUUCAGUCAUCUAGCAUGCGUCAGCGCGGCAAUCAACCUAGGAAGGGGCGGCGGUGAGGAUUAG